GGCGCGGUGUCCGGUGAAGCGUGCCUGGGAGGAGGCGGCAGGGCCCGGCAGACAGGGCGCUAGGAUCCGGGGGUACCCGGAGCCCGACUUCCGAUGGGCGAGCUCCAGUCUCUACGUGCUGAAUCUCCACCCGAAAUUGCAACAGCGCCCAAUGACCACUUGCUUUACAGCAACCGGUCUCAAAUUUAUUUCACCUUGGAGUCUCAUGAGGCCGCACUGCAUGACGCAGAAAUCGCAUGUAAGCUUCGCCCAAUGGGCUUUAAGGCACACUUCAGAAAAGCACAGGCCUUGGCCACCUUGGGCAAGACGGAAGAAGCCCUGAGGGAGUUUCUGUAUUGUGUGUCCCUGGAUGGAAAGAACAAAAGAGCAAGAUCUGAAGCCCAGAGGCUUCUCCUUAGUUUCUUUUCACCAUCAGUCCCGGGGGAGUCUCAGGAACAUUUUCCCGAUAUCCUGAAGUUGUUGGCACCUCACCCUAGAUUAAAGGAAAACGUAGAGUCAAUGGCUACUGAAGGCACCAGUCAUAAUCUACCAAAGUUACCACAGGAAAGCCGGGAGCUCCCACACUGCUCUAGUCAGGACGAAACAGCGGCCACGGGGGACCGCGGAGGCCUGGCGGACCCUGUUAAAGUAGAGGGGGAGGGGCAAGAAGGCAACGGGGAAGGCCAGGCAGGAGCCGAGGAGGAGAAGGGGCACGCUGCCUCUGCCAAGGCUGGCAAAUGCCAAGAAAAGAAAAGGAAACAUUUUCCAGGUGGACCUCAAGACCCAGAGGUGCAUACUAAAGCCAGAAAGCCAGAUCCUCCUGUCGACCGGGGGGCCGGAGCUGCGGUCAGUGUUCCACUCCUGCCUUUUGAUGCAUCUGACCUUGAAUGCUCCCUGUGUAUGAGCAGGGCAGCUGGAGGGUCUGAGGUGGAUAAACUCCACGUCCGAGCAGAGAAAUGGGGCCCUGCCAUUGCGACUCUGCGCCUGCGAUGGGAGCCACGGUCUUUCAGAUUAUUCUACGAGCCAGUCACAAUACCUUGUGGUCAUACAUUUUGUUUAAAAUGCCUUGAAAGAUGCCUAGAUCACGAUGCAAAGUGUCCUCUGUGCAAAGAUGCUCUUUCGCAGUGCCUGGUGUCCAGAAAAUAUAGCAAAAAUGUCAUAAUGGAAGAGCUAAUAGCAAAAUUCCUGCCCGAAGAACUCAAGGAGCGGAGGCGGCUUUAUGAAGAAGAAAUGGAGGAACUGUCUAACUUGAAUAAGAACGUGCCUAUUUUCGUGUGUACUAUAGCCUAUCCCACAGUUCCUUGUCCCCUGCACAUCUUCGAGCCUUGUUACCGUCUGAUGAUUCGUAGAUGCAUUGAAACAGGUACAAGACAGUUUGGCAUGUGCCUUGGAGAUCCUGUCAAUGGGUUUGCAGAAUACGGCUGCAUCCUGGAGAUCAGAAAUGUUCAGUUCUUUGCUGAUGGCCGCUCGGUGGUGGACAGCGUGGGCCGGCGGCGCUUCAAGGUCCUCCAUCAGGGCCAUCGAGAUGGUUACAAUAUAGCAGACAUUGAAUACAUCGAAGACCAAAAGGUUCAAGAAGAGGAUCGUGCUGAGCUCAUGGGAUUACAUAACUGUGUCUAUGAGCAGGCAUCAUUGUGGUUUCAUUCGCUCAAAACCUCCCUGAAGAAUCGAAUUGUCAUUCACUUUGGUCCAAUGCCAGAGAAAGAUGCUGAUCCUCAGAUGAACCCGGAUGGUCCAGCCUGGUGCUGGUGGACAUUAGCGGUCCUUCCCCUGGAAAGCCGAGCUCAGCUCCCGUUCCUAGCGAUGAGGUCCUUGAAGGAUCGACUGAAUGGUAUUUGGCGAAUCCUGGCCUUUAUAGCCCGGCACCAAAACUAGUGACAGUGGAUUGCUGAGAAGGAGCACCCCCCCCCCCCGCCCCGCUCCCUACUGGUUUGGGGGAGCCCUCUUGUAAAUAUUUCUAACUGCAAUAACAUCUUAACAGAAGGAAGCAUCAAACAGGCCUUGUCCUGCUGAUGGCCGCAGAGAGGAAUCGUGUAGAGAGACCAGAAGCACGGGGCCUGUUUGAAACUUCCUCGCUGAAGAUGCUUCUUGACAUGCUGCACAACUACAUGCUCAGCAGAGGUGUUUAAGAGCCCAGAAAAAAAAAAAUUCAUUUGAUUUUUGACAUCCAGUUCUGAAUGUUUAAAAUGGUUUUGCUUUAAUUUUGUCUCGCACAGUCACACGUGUAGUCAAAAUGUGAAGCGCACAUUCUGAUAACGUUGCUGCGUUAUUUCACGGACUUGAGUUCUCAUUCCAGACAGUUCAGGUUUUAUAUGGCAUUGUGUAAAAGAAUGUUCGUCCUUCUUUCUGUUUUUGUAAUUUAUUUUUUGGCACUACUGUAUACUUUUUUUUUCUACCUGUUUGUAACUGUUUUAAGUGUGCGUUACUGAAAAGCCAGUUGCUUUAUUUAUUAACGUGGUUUGCCAUCCACCCAGGGGGAAGUAGCUACACUAGAAAUGUGCCGUUUUUUGCUUUAACCAUGUUCUACUGUGUUUGAUCCCAGUUCGCAAAUCAUUUUUGUGUCUAUCCCAUGGGAUGUGUAAAGGAGAUUCAGAAUCACGCUGAGAUCAUCCAUCUUCACGGGUUCCUUCUUGCUUCCAGCGUGAAUCCAAUAGUACAAAAUACAUAAGUGAUUUGUCAGACAUUAUGGAAUAAGCCAGCGUAAAGUAAAAUAACCCAUUUCCUGGGUGUCAUACAGAGCAGGGCUGAAGGAAUGAUUGAUUUCUCUUGAAUGAGAAGUUGACUCAGAGGGGCGUCUUUUGUUAGUGAUCUGUGUUAGGCAUUUAUCUCAACAGUCUAAUCACAAGCAAGUCUCUCUCGUCCCCAGUGUUAGUUAGGAAUGGCCUUUUUGGGCAGGGUGUUAUUUAACCCCUCAGAGGGAAUUGUUUCCGGUUUGGCACCUCACAGCCCCACCCAAGUAGCCUCGGCACCUGUCUUCUCCUCAGGGUUCUGAGGGUCAUGACCUGGCUAACAUGUGUGAAAACACAUGACGAAGGGCUAAUUGUCAUUGAAUGUGUAAAAAAGCCAGUAGAAAAAGUAGAACCCUUAAAAAAAACAAGAGACAGGCUGUCUUUUUGGUUUGUAAAUCUUUUUAGAGGAAACAUGUAAAUCAUUUAGAAAAAACAACCAAUCCAUGAUUUUAUCUAAACCCUGCCUUCCCUCCUAGCCGCCGUGGGCCAAAGAUUUCAAGGUAGGAGAAGAAUAGUGGUUAAGAAGGUAAGAGGGAGCCCUUGUUCAGCUUGCUCAGUGCUAGUGUGAUUCCUUUAGUGCCAGGAGACCCUGACACCUGACAGAGACUGUGCGGAUGGGGGGUGGGGGUCAUAACGACAGAGCGAGAUUAGGGCAGGCAAGAAGUGAGUCCCGCCAUUUGUACCGCCGUGUGCAUGAUGCCCCCACGUGAUCUUGGACGGACGCGGUGCAGCGCAUCCUCUUUCGAGGAGAGGUGAGUGCCUCAAGUAACCCAUCUGACUUCUUCCCACUACCCGCAGCCAGAAGCAGAGGAGAGAGAAGGAGGUGAUCCAGGCAUCAGGAAAGUGAUUCAUGUAAGCAGAAACCAGUCCUUUCUGAACUUGCUAAACGGAGGCCAUGUUGUCAGAGCAUUGUUACGAGGUUUGAUGUUCACAGCCAGACUGGGCCGGCGCAGUAGAGGCACGGUUACAGCCCAGGCAAGCUCUGCAGGGCUCAGGGAGCUGGAAAUUAAGGGCUCCGCUUCCCGCUCGGUGCCCAGCCAGCCAGGAGGUCAUAGGACUGUGGUCCUAGUGAAAUCGCUUCCCGUCAUCUAGUGUAAAUGCAGCAAAGAAAAGGUCACCAACAUCUCCACUUGGUAGAUAUUUUCCCUUGUGAUUUAACUUUUUCUGGGCCCCAGUUUCCUUGCCUAGCGAACAAGCAUCGUAUGAGGUAACCCAUGUAAAUCGCUUAGCACAGUGCCUGGCACCUAGGAGACAUCCAAAAAAUGAUGGCUGUGAUUAGAUUAUUUACAGUUACAGAACGUGCUCAGGGACCCACAUUUGCAUAAAACUCUGCCUUUACUUGCAGUACCCAUAUCUGCCCCCUUUAAACAUGGUUGGAGGCAUCCACACCACUGAUUUUCAGACCACAACCUGCUGCUUUACUGUUCAUUUCUUUUGGAGCCAAGUCUGUUUGGGAAAAUGAAACGACUAGAGAAGAGAGGAAGCUCAGCAGCAAGGGAGACUUCUGGGCCAGACUAAAUAAGUAGAGCUGUUUGGAGGUCUAGAAUUCCCGAUCUACUGGAAGCCUUACAUUCUAGCACCAGUAGAACAACCAACUCAUCACUCCUUGCUCCCCAAAAAAGUAUUAAAAAUAUUGGCCAUGCCAGGGUGAAUGGGUUUCACAGUCUGACUUCCUGGCUUGGUUCAUGGGAUUUCUUUAUGCUGCCCCAACAAAUUUAUUUUGAACCUGCUAUGUACCAGGUACUGAGCCAGGCGAUUUCACAUACGUGAGCUCAUUAAAUCACUUAUUUUGCACAUCAACCCUGUGAGAUCAGGUAUCCCUCCCAGAAUCACAGAUGAGGAGGCCGAGGCUCUGCGAUGUUAAGCACUUUGCCCAGAGAAGACACUUAACCAGCUAAUAGCAUGGCCAGGCUUGAUGCCGAACUCCUUUUGCAUAUUUUUUAACAUUUUAAACAGUUUAUGGUACACAUAAUUUUAUUAGGCAUGUCAACUGAGUCACAAAAGCGCCCCAGAGGCUUACAAUUCAGAUGGAAGUUGCAGGUGCCAUAAUCUAGGCAUAUCUCUAAUUAAUCUAGGUAGAAAGGGAAGUUUGAUUUUUUUAAAAACACAGUUCCACAUCCUAGAAUGUUCCAUGUUGACAAGCGAGCACUGAACUCCAGCAAAUGUAGAUCUGGCUGGGCAGAGUUGCACUGGGUUAUUUUAUAGCAAGCUCUGGUUUCAGCAGUGAUGGGAGGCAUGAUGCAAGGCUAAGUCUUGGCUUUCUUUGGGACCUACUUGAAUGGGACAGUCCGUUGAAUGUGACCAUUUUCACCACUUAUCAAUUGAUUUUGCUGCAAAGCUUGAGUUUGAAGAGUAUGCAGAGAAAAGACAUAAAGCUACAUCUAGGCCAGAUGUACAAGACUUCCCCCUUGGUAGAUCAUGCCAUUUAUUUGGUUAAUUUUUCUAUCAUGACCUAGAUUUUUUUUCUCUGUGUAUGUAUAUGUGUAUAUAUAUGUAUAUAUAUAUAUGUGUGUGUGUGUGUGUGUGUGUGUGUAGAUAUAUAGAUAUAUAUCUAUAUAGAUAUAUAUUAGGUACCAGGCAGAUACUAUGCCUUUCUGCUUUGUACUGUACUACUGCUGCUAGCUAAUAACCAGCAAAAUGUAGAAAAUGACAAAUGAUAGAAACUAAUUUUCUGUAGACAACCUGGAGAAAAGAGUGUUUGCCCCUGACUUCGUGGGGCAGAGAACUAUUUCAAGAACUUGCCUUUUCUGAAAACCAACUACAUCUAGCCCCAUGGGGCCAGUCAAGUCACUGCACGUGUGGCCCUUCCUGCAUGGCCCUUCCCACUCUGCCCGUGGGGCUGGCUUGGGCUCAGAUAAUCCCCUGUGACUGGCCUUUGGGAGUAGUGGAGCUCCCAAGGCUGGUUCACAGCACCCAGAGGUCUCGUACUGUCAACAGCCUGCAUACUGUUGAUGGACUAGAAUCCAUUGGGAACAGUGUGCCCCCUGCCAACUCCAUUUCCACGAUAGGAGUUUUAUUCGGGAACUCAUUCCUUGAGUUCCCAACAUGUUGACUUUGCAUCCAUUUCCGUUUAUUGAGGCAGAAUCAUAGCAGAGGGGGUAGGAUAAGGAUGCAAAUGGAAGGUGGCCCCCAUAGUAGGAAAGAAUAGAUUUUUCAGCCCAUCUGGGGCUUGAGAAAUGAGGUUGAUUUAUGAUUGAAAACAGUUCUGAAAGGUAGCCAGCUGCACAGGCUACAGGCUACGUCUUGUGGCCCUUCCUUCCUGCAGAGAGAAAGAAGGAAAUGGAGUCAUGUAAAAUGUAUACAUUUAGUUCCUCUUAGAACGAUAACUCCCACUGUUCAACUGUGUAAUAAUCUGGGUGGUGCACCUCCAGAGGUGAAAUAAAGAUGUUUUCACUUACAAAUAGGUAUUGUCCAACACGCUAAGUUCACCGUGAGAGAGAAGUGCCUGUAAUGUCUGUACCUGUGUCAUUUUAAAGCUUUUGCUUCAUGACUUUGUAGCCGUUUGAAAAUGUGUCGCAGCAAAUGUGAUUAACAGAACUUUACAAAGCCACAUGGUAGCUUAGGCGUCAUGUUAAAAGUUGCCUAAUGUUUAGCUAAUGUCAAAGCAACAACAAUACACAACCACAAAAUAAAAGAGCAAAUAGGUCAAUGUGGCAUCAUAGGCUUAUCUGAGAUAAACUAGUUCCAUCAUUUUACGCAGUCCUCAGUAAUGCUGGGAUUAAAAUAUCAAGCAAGCCAUUCAAACAGUGGCAAAUGUGUCUGUGUGUUUGUCUUUCCAGUUGUGUGUCAAGCAGCCAUUGUACUUUUAACACUGUAACAAACUGAAAGGGGAAUUAAGAGAACGCUUUUUUCCCCCCAUAUUGCUGUUCAACUACCUCUAUAUGCUUGGUUUCUCUGUAGGGUUUUCUUUCCCCCAAAUCUGCAAAAACAAAGUGUCUGCUCCUCCGUGCUGUCAUGACAUUGGGAUAUAGACCAUCGCUGUGAAAGCCAUUCGUCCAUUAAGAAUGCUUCCCCAUUGUCUCAUUUUGCAUCUAACAAAAUUCUGCCCGUAACCUUAGGGCAAGAAUUACCCAAAUAGGUAUCAUUUUUUUGGAAGCUGAGUAGAAAGGAAAGCUCUCAGACCAUUUACUUUGUUCCUGUUGCCGUUGCUUGUUAUGCAUUUGACCAGAAGGUCUCUCAAGGAAGACCUUGCGCUUAGACAGCAAGCUCAUAUGUACUUGACAGUGGAGGCUGAUAUGAGUUAAUUAAUGUGACCGAUGUGUUCGGAAAACCCUGCCAUAUUGUUUUUAAAAAUGUACCAGAGAAUCCUGUUACUUAAAGAAUUUCAUUGAAGCACCUUGCCAAUAACCCACCCCUAGUUUAUUUGUUAAGUCCAUUCACGUAUUGGGUUUGCUUAAAGCGGAAUGCACUACCUGCUGUGUUUUCUUUGGCAUUAUAAAACAUUUGUGAAAGUGA
Molecule: messenger RNA, 7163 nt
Organism: Suricata suricatta (meerkat)
Lineage: Eukaryota; Metazoa; Chordata; Mammalia; Carnivora; Herpestidae
Gene: LONRF3
Product: LON peptidase N-terminal domain and ring finger 3
Exons: 13
Coding region: 94-1854 (586 amino acids)
Molecular function (GO): protein binding
Source: RefSeq, a predicted model, not a curated record